GUGAACUGCAAUCCGAGCCCAAGCCCGCUUGAGCUGCUGUACCGCUCUUGUUUACAGAAGCUACCUGCCCACGACACAAGCUGUCGCUUCCUCUGCAGAAUUGGUCUGAUGGAGCAAAGGCACUCGGCGCAGCUCGGUGCGACAAGGCAUCAAUGCGACCGGUGUGCAUACAGCACGGAUCGUCCUGCAAAUUUGACACGGCACCAGAGAACUCACACAGGAGAGAAACCCUUCAAGUGCAGUGUGUGUGGGAAGGCGUUUGCACAGUCAUCUACUCUUGUAACACACCAGAGAACACACACGGGAAAGAAACCCUUCAAGUGCAGUGUGUGUGGGAAGACGUUUGCAAAGUCAUCUACUCUUGUAACACACCAGAGAACACACACGGGAGAGAAACCCUUCAAGUGCAGUGUGUGUGGGAAGGCGUUUGCACAGUCAUCUACUCUUGUAGCACACCAGAGAACACACACGGGAAAGAAACCCUUCAAGUGCAGUGUGUGUGGGAAGACGUUUGCAAAGUCAUCUACUCUUGUAGCACACCAGAGAACACACACGGGAGAGAAAUCCUUCAAGUGCAGUGUGUGUGGGAAGGCGUUUUCACUUUCAUCUACUCUUGUAAAACACCAGAGAACACACACGGGAGAGAAACCCUUCAAGUGCAGUGUGUGUGGGAAGGCGUUUACACUUUCAUCUACUCUUGUAGCACACCAGAGAACACACACGGGAAAGAAACCCUUCAAGUGCAGUGUGUGUGGGAAGACGUUUGCAAAGUCAUCUACUCUUGUAGCACACCAGAGAACACACACGGGAGAGAAACCCUACAAGUGCAGUGUGUGUGGGAAGGCGUUUGCACUUUCAUCUACUCUUGUAAAACACCAGAGAACACACACGGGAGAGAAACCCUUCAAGUGCAGUGUGUGUGGGAAGACGUUUGCAAAGUCAUCUACUCUUGUAACACACCAGAGAACACACACGGGAGAGAAACCCUUCAAGUGCAGUGUGUGUGGGAAGACGUUUUCAGAUUCAUCUACUCUUGUAAAACACAAGAGAACACACACGGGAGAGAAACCCUUCAAGUGCAGUGUGUGUGGGAAGGCGUUUUCAAAUUCAUCUACUCUUGUAAAACACAAGAGAACUCACACGGGAGUGAACCCCGUCAAGUGCAGUGUGUGUGGGAAGGCGUUUGCACAGUCAUCUGCUCUUGUAGAACACCAGAGAACACACACGGGAGAGAAACCCUUCAAGUGCAGUGUGUGUGGGAUAGCGUUUGCACAGUCAGCACAUCUUCAUCACCAGAGAACACACACAGGAGAGAAACCCUUCAAGUGCACUGUGUGUGGGAAGGCAUUUGCAUGGCCAUCAGUUCUUCAGAUCCACCAGAGAACACACACAGGAGAGAAACCCUUCAAGUGCAGUGUGUGUGGGAAGGCGUUUUCACGGUCAUUUGCUAUUAAAACACACAAGAGAACACACACGGGAGAGAAACCCUUCAAGUGCAGUGUGUGUGGGAAGGCGUUUGCACAAUCACCACAUCUUCAAGCACACCAGAGAACACACACGGGAGAGAAACCCUUCAAGUGCAGUGUGUGUGGGAAGGCAUUUUCACAGUCAUCUUCUCUUAUAAAACACCAGAGAACACACACGGGAGAGAAACCCUUCAAGUGCACUGUGUGUGGGAAGGCAUUUUCACGGUCAUCUUCUCUUAAAAAACACCAGAGAACACACACGGGAGAGAAACCCUUCAAGUGCAGUGUGUGUGGGAAGGCAUUUACACAGUCAUCAAAUCUUAAAAAACACCAGAGAACACACACGGGAGAGAAACCCUUCAAGUGCAGUGUGUGUGGGAAGGCGUUUUCACGGUCAUUUGCUAUUAAAACACACAAGAGAACACACACGGGAGAGAAACCCUUCAAGUGCAGUGUGUGUGGGAAGGCGUUUUCACGGUCAUUUGCUAUUAAAACACACAAGAGAACACACACGGGAGAGAAACCCUUCAAGUGCAGUGUGUGUGGGAAGGCAUUUUCACAGCCAUCUUCUCUGAUAAAACACCAGAGAACACACACGGGAGAGAAACCCUUCAAGUGCAUUCCGUGCGGGAAGGCGUUUACACAGUCAGAACAUCUUCAAGUCCACCAGAGAACACAGACGCAUCAGAAUAUCCACAAGGAGUGGAGUCUGAAAUUAGCUUGUGAAAGUCAAAGUGCCGCAAUGAGCCCAUCCCUCGUGAAACAAGAACCGGAAGAAAAUCCCAGCUUGGACACUUUUAAAGGUAAUGAGGUGAAAUAUGAAGAGGUGAAGGUGAAAUAUGAAGAGGUGAAGGUGAAGAGCGAAGAAGUGAUGGUAAAAUGUGAAGAUGAAGAUUCAACUCCAGAAUGGGACCUUCACAUCGAUGGAGGCAACGUGAAGCAGGAGGAGAAUUCUGACUGAGGCAGAGUGAGGCAACUCCAAGCAU
This is a messenger RNA of Lethenteron reissneri (Far Eastern brook lamprey), 2452 nucleotides long. Its product is annotated as zinc finger protein ZFP2-like. Gene Ontology annotation, molecular function: DNA-binding transcription factor activity, RNA polymerase II-specific; RNA polymerase II cis-regulatory region sequence-specific DNA binding. Gene Ontology annotation, biological process: regulation of DNA-templated transcription. Lineage: Eukaryota; Metazoa; Chordata; Hyperoartia; Petromyzontiformes; Petromyzontidae. The record is from RefSeq and is a predicted model, not a curated record.